GUAGAAUAUUUUGAUGUUAGAAAUAGGAGUAGAAGUUUUUUGGGGUAUAUGUGCAUAUUCUACUGAGAACUGAGUAAGGUGUAAGUAUAUAUAGUAAUAUAAAGAGUAAAUGGCAUCCGUUAUUGUGAAUUUUGAUUUUUGAGCGUGUAAGGGGUGUUCUGUUCUGUUCUGUUCUGUUCUGUUCUGUACUGUUCCAGCCCUAGCCCUGUACAGGACACACCAAAUAAACACCUCGCAACUUGCAGUAGCGGACAACCAUUAUCUUGCUUUGCCUGCUUUACAGCCCACAAAAACAAAAACCAAAAGGGGAAAACACAUCAAAUUCAAAUCAAAAGAAAGAAAGAAAUACUACCAAAAAGAAUAGUGCCUCCUUUCUUUCUUGUUUAUCAAUAGUCUCUUGUGCUUGUGCUUCAAAAUUUUGAAUCUUUUUGCUUCUUAGGUUUUUUGAACCAUCAAUCAAUAGUAGAUUUUUCUUACUUUGAUUUGGUGUGUACAUAAAUUUGCUCAAGGAAUUGUUGGGGUGGUUUGGUAGAGAGAGAAUAUUAACCAUUAAACCCUGAGAGAUAGAUAGUAUUGUCGGCGCAGGGUCACUUUCUGUCGGCAUUGUCUGUAUCCAACGAUGAUUCUCACUGACUAUUAAUUUCUAUUUAAUUUUUUAUUCAAAAGUACAACGGAGAUGGUAGAUGCUUUGUUUUCAUUAAACUUGCAGCCCAAAGCUGUCUCUGUGUUGUGUUGUUUCAUUUCUUUAGAUGAUUUGGACCUUCCCUCACGUUUUUAAACCAGCUACACCUAUUCCACCAACUUCAAGUAUUGCUUCUCAAUUCCUAAUCACUGCUGUCUCUUUUGUCUGCCCACACCCUUUUCCUUGAUUUCACUCAUUCACUGUUAUCUUGUUCUGGGUAUCUCUUGAUUUCUUCCCCCAAGUUCAUAAAGUUUUCUGUUUCCUUCUAUGUGAGGAUAUGGGUGAUUUUUUCUCUGGGUGAUUCUGCUUCUAAUAGAUCAAUUCAAUUUCUCAUUUCCAAAUGAAGCUGCUGUUUCUGGAGAUCUGCCUGCAUUAUUUCUCUGGGAAUACAGGUUUGAAGUUCGGACUUUAUUCUGUAUUUCCUUUUUCCGUCAAUGUCUCACCAUUUUUUGUCUGUGAUUUGACUUAAAGUAGUUCCAUUGUUUUGACGACCUAUUGAAUUUGGACCUUUUUAGGCUGUAUCUGUAAUUUAUAUGUCCAAUUGACUUUCUUUUUUUUUUUUCAUUUGGGGAAAGGAUUCAAACCAAACUCAUAGAGUCAUACAUGUAUCAACCAUCGAGUCAAAUAUUUGGUAGCUCUAUUAAAUUUUUUUAUUUACAUUAGUAUUCGGAUAAUUACAAUGUUCGGCGCUUCUGUUCAAUGGGUAUUCAGUAGUACUGAAUGUGAAAUGUCCUAAACCGAGUUGCCUCUUUGAGUUUCGUCAGCUUUCAUUUCCAAUGCAUUAACCAAUGCAAAGCAUCUUUCUUCUAUAAGAUUGUCUUCCGCCUGCUAGCUACCAACUUGCUUGCAUUAUCCACGCAUCUAUAGGCAUGGAUCAUAUGUAUGCCGUUUCAUUUUAUGCACACUGCUUUUGUUGUUUGAAUGCAUAUGUUGAUUCCAGAUAAAGAUUUAUCUGGUCGUGGCAUCCUCUUUAUUUCAGGUUCAAUGUAUAGUAAAUUCAAUCCCAGUAAUACUGCCCCGCAUAGCUGAAGUAGUUCCCGUACCAGAUGUCAAGGACUCUUGCAGCAAUAUUAGGAGGUGCUGCAGGAGCCGUGGCAUUGGUGGGAAUAAUUGGCUUGCUUGUAUGGUUCUGCCUAUUUCACAAACGUGGUGUCUCGAGAACAUCUGAGACAGGGUCUUCAGAUCCAUCUGUGCAAGGAAGACAUCUUGGGGUUGAGUUAUCAUUACAGGAUGCUAGACGUUUUGAGUUGGGGGAGUUGUCUUUGGCGACCAAAAAUUUCAGUGAUAGAAACCUGAUUGGGGAAGGAAAAUUUGGUGAGGUAUAUAAGGGUUUGCUUCAAGAUGGGAUUCUGGUUGCCAUCAAAAAGCGAGCUGGAGCUCCUAGUCAGGAAUUUAUUGAUGAGGCAUGCUAUCUUUCCUCUAUUCAGCAUCGGAAUCUUGUCACUCUUUUGGGCUACUGCCAGGAAAAUAAUCAACAAUUUCUAAUUUACGAAUAUAUACCCAAUGGAAGCAUUUCCAUUCACUUGUACGGAGCUGGUCAAGUGUCAGCUCAGAAGAUAGAAUUCAAGCAUAGACUUUCAAUAGCUCUGGGUGCAGCUAAAGUUACUUGUCCCUUUGCAGGCUUGGCCCAUCUUCACUCUCUAAGUCCUCGAUUGGUACAUAAAGAUUUCAAAACAGUAAACGUUCUUGUAGAUGAGAAUUUUAUAGCUAAGGUUGCAGAUGCAGGAUUACAUAAUUUUCUGGGAAGAAUUGAUAUUGCUGGACCUUCUUCUCAAGUGACAGCAGAUGAAAUAUUCCUUGCUCCUGAGGUAAGGGAGUUUAGACGUUUUUCUGAUAAGAGUGAUUCAUAUAGUUUUGGAGUAUUCCUUUUGGAGUUAGUAAGCGGGCGGGAAGCAUCAGAAUUACCAUCUUCUGACUCCACAUUUAACCUUGUUGAGUGGGUGCAAAAUAGUCAGGAUUACAGCAACAUUUCCAGCAUCAUUGAUCAGAGGUUGGGGAGUAGCUUCACAGCUGAAGGUAUGGAAGAAUUUAUAAAGUUAAUAGUCCGAUGUUUGGAACCUUCAAGCGAGAGGAGACCUGCCAUGAGCUAUGUUGUAAUGGAACUUGAUCGGAUACUUGAUAAAGAGAUGAGCUUGACGACCGUGAUGGGGGAAGGAACCCCAACUGUGAUCCUUGGAAGCCAGCUUUUUAGAGCAACAAAAUAAAAGAAACUUGUAAUGCCUCCAAAUUGUGGGUGUGAUCUUGGUGAAGUAGAAUUUUUAUUUUCUUUAUGGAAACGUUAGAGAGGAGAUUCAGCUGUUUGCUAAGUGUAUAAAGAAGAGCUGUAUUUUCUUUUUCUUUUUUUUUUUUAAUUUUAUUUUAUUUUUUGCAUGGUGUCAUAAAUGUGAUGAGAAAUGAUGUUGUAAACCAUUAUUUGUUGUUAAUAGUAAAGUGGUUGGUGUGAUUUAUACAUUGUUUUGGGAAAA
Durio zibethinus is the source of this 3147-nucleotide messenger RNA. NCBI's taxonomy places the organism in Eukaryota, Viridiplantae, Streptophyta, Magnoliopsida, Malvales, Malvaceae. The record is from RefSeq and is a predicted model, not a curated record.